Gekko japonicus is the source of this 1039-nucleotide messenger RNA. It is a transcript of the gene SGCG, whose product is annotated as sarcoglycan gamma. Gene Ontology annotation, cellular component: sarcoglycan complex; sarcolemma. NCBI's taxonomy places the organism in Eukaryota, Metazoa, Chordata, Lepidosauria, Squamata, Gekkonidae. Gene Ontology annotation, biological process: cardiac muscle tissue development; heart contraction. The transcript has 8 exons. The record is from RefSeq and is a predicted model, not a curated record. Bases 115 to 1002 code for a protein of 295 amino acids.
GGUUCAUCCUUCAAUCAAAAAUUUGGUUGGUUCAAGCUGUCCACUUGUCCUCUGUCUGUAAUGGUCACAGGUUAUGAUCCAGUAGCAUCUCUUACACUGCCUUGGAGAAACUAGAUGGUACGGGAACAGUAUAUAACAACUACGCCAGGUACUAACCUAGAAAGACCAGAAACUCAAUAUAUCUACAAUGUUGGCAUUUAUGGCUGGAGAAAGCGUUGCCUUUAUCUAUUUGUCCUCCUCCUGAUCAUAAUCCUAGUAGUGAACUUUGCUCUGAUGAUUUGGAUUCUUAAAGUGAUGUGGUUUUCUCCAAUUGGAAUGGGAUACCUAUAUGUUGAAAGUGAAGGAGUUCGUCUAGAGGGAGAGUCAGAAUUUUUAUAUCCUUUGUAUGCCAAAGAAGUUCACUCUAGAAAGGACUCGUCACUGCUUUUACAAUCUACUCAUAACGUUACUCUAAAUGCGCGCAAUUCUGAUGGCAAUGUCACAGGCAGAUUAAGUGUAGGUCCUGACAUGGUAGAAGUCCAUGGUCAGCAAUUUCAGAUCAACUCCAUGAAUUUGGAUGGAAAGACUCUUUUUACCGUGAAUGAAAGUGAAGUUGCCAUCGGUACAGAUAAACUUCGAGUCACAGGGCCAGAAGGGGCUCUUUGUGAACAUUCUGUGGAAACACCACUUGUCAGAGCAGAAGAUUUUAAUAGAGAGCUUAGGCUAGAAUCUCCAACUCGGUCUCUCAGCAUGGAUGCUCCACGAGGGAUUCAUAUUAAAACACAAACUGGGAAUAUUGAGGGUCUGUCUAACCUGGAUAUCAAGUUUCAUAGUACUGAUGGCAUGCUUAUACUUGAUGCUCAGACUGUGCGACUGCCCCAGUUGCCUGAAGGAACAAACGACGAAGAACCUGGCAGCUCUCAAGAACUCUAUGAGGUCUGUGUUUGCCCAGAUGGGAAGCUUUACUUGUCAGUCGCUGACGUUGAUUCUACUUGUCAAGAAUAUAGUCGCGUCUGUCAAUAAACAACUACAUAUACUGCACAUUUUCUGACCAUCUUUG